Messenger RNA from Aspergillus fumigatus Af293, 312 nucleotides. RefSeq lists its product as uncharacterized. Gene Ontology annotation, molecular function: protein dimerization activity; DNA binding. Lineage: Eukaryota; Fungi; Ascomycota; Eurotiomycetes; Eurotiales; Aspergillaceae. The transcript has 2 exons. The coding region runs from base 1 to 312 and encodes 103 amino acids. The record is from RefSeq and is a predicted model, not a curated record.
AUGGCCAAGCCUAGAAAGAUCCGUCAUCGACAGUCCAAUAAGCCAAAGGCAAAACAUCAACAACACAAACGACGAGGAGAUACCUUGUUCCGCAAGGCGUUUGAAUACUGCCAGGAGUGCAAUGCGGACGUCUCGCUCGUGGUUCGGUUGAAAGACAACGGUCAGAUAUACAUAUUCAACUCGGAUAACAGAUGGUUCCCUUCGGAGGAAGGCUUGGAAAUUUUGGACUACACUAACCGUCACAAGACUUUACACUAUCCUGUACCUUUAAGGAUAACGUGGCAAGAGUUGGCUGCUGCCUACGAAGCUUGA